GACGAGAAUUUGCGAACAACUUAAAACGAAAAUCAUGUGUCAUAAUUCCGCUGUGCGAUAAAAGGCACGCACUCAGCACAGCACAGUAUCCUCAGAACCUCUAGCGAGGAAGCACGGGACCUCCAGGAUUCGCACCUUCCCAGUAAGCCUAUAACCUUCCACAAUGACUUCCGAAUGCGACACUUGCAAGCUUCCAAUCGUAGGGAAAAGCAUCAAUGCAUUGGGCAAGACUUACCAUCCGGACCACUUCGUCUGCGGUAAAUGUAACAAGCCGAUUACAGAGAGUCCAUUCCAUCAGCGCGAUGGUAAGCCUCUGUGCGAUGCAGACUUUACAGAGUCUUGUCCGAAGUGCGCGGCCUGCAACAAGCCCAUCACUGACAAAAUAGUGACUGCGAUGGACAAGCAGUGGCACGAGAACCACUUCGUCUGCGCCCUUUGCAACGGUGCCCUCUUGGGUCAAGAGUUCCACCAGAAGGAAGGAAAACCCAUCUGUCAAAUUUGUUACCGCGGCAAAGUCGCCGACAAGUGCAACGGAUGCGGAGAGCCGAUCGAGACGUGCGCCACUAUCGCACUCAACGCCAAAUGGCAUCCCGAUUGCUUCAAAUGCAAAACUUGCGGAAAGGCCAUCUCCACCACCAAAUUCAAGGUGGACUCGAAGGGAUUCCCGAUGUGCGAAUCUUGCUAGGGGAUGAUCAGUCAACGAAAAAAAAAACACGAGGAGACGAGACAAACCCCGUUGAACAAAUAUUUUUAAAUUCUAAAUUUUAUUUCCAAGAUGUACAUUUUAUUUUAUUCCCCUUUUUACAUGUUUAUUAAAAAUACUUUUUUAUUUGAAUGUGCGUUGCGCUUCUUUACAUUUUAGCUUUCAGAAAUUGAAACGCUUAUUUUUAUACACCGCCCUGUGCUUUACUUAUUAUUACAUUAUAUAUAGAUUUAUCACGUGUAUAUUUAUAUAAAUAUAUAAACUGAUCACCUUAAUAAACUAUUGAUAUAUUCAAAAAA
This is a messenger RNA of Nicrophorus vespilloides, 1002 nucleotides long. RefSeq names its product transforming growth factor beta-1-induced transcript 1 protein-like. Gene Ontology annotation, cellular component: cell-cell junction; focal adhesion; cytoplasm. The record is from RefSeq and is a predicted model, not a curated record. Gene Ontology annotation, biological process: cell-cell junction organization; cell-cell adhesion; positive regulation of substrate adhesion-dependent cell spreading. The coding region runs from base 164 to 685 and encodes 173 amino acids. The transcript is spliced from 4 exons. NCBI's taxonomy places the organism in Eukaryota, Metazoa, Arthropoda, Insecta, Coleoptera, Silphidae.